Messenger RNA from Lampris incognitus (smalleye Pacific opah), 2544 nucleotides. RefSeq names its product sema domain, immunoglobulin domain (Ig), short basic domain, secreted, (semaphorin) 3C (gene sema3c). The transcript is spliced from 18 exons. The coding region runs from base 156 to 2441 and encodes 761 amino acids. Gene Ontology annotation, molecular function: semaphorin receptor binding; chemorepellent activity. Gene Ontology annotation, biological process: negative regulation of axon extension involved in axon guidance; semaphorin-plexin signaling pathway; neural crest cell migration. The record is from RefSeq and is a predicted model, not a curated record. Lineage: Eukaryota; Metazoa; Chordata; Actinopteri; Lampriformes; Lampridae.
UUCAUUUGGAACUUAGUGGAGUCAACCAGAGUGUUUGGAAGCGGGGGGGACAGAGACCGGGUCUGUUUGGCAGCAGGGACGCCCGAUCGAGGACAGCACUGAGGGAAGCUUCAUAAGGCGGCGGUGGCUGGGCGCGGCUCCUGACUUGUGCAGUCAUGGGCAGGCCGGAGGGGUUGGCCAGGCUUCCUCUGGUGACAGUUAUGGCUUCGUCUGUCCUGGCUCUCUCCAUCCUCUUCAUCUGCGUCUCCAGCCUACCUCAGCCCCUGCCCAGACUCUUCCUCUCAUAUGAAGACCUGCAGGCGUCCCAGUCUUUUGAACAUUUCAGUCUGUCCGACAAGGCCAUGGACUACAGGAUCCUGCAGAUGGACGAGGACCAGGAUCGGAUGUAUGUGGGCUGUAAGGACCAUGUCCUCUCCAUGGACAACAACAACAUCACGCAGGGCACCCUCAAGCUGUUUUGGCCCGCGUCUGCGAGCAAGAUAGAAGAAUGCCAAAUGGCUGGCAAGGACCCUACGCAUGGCUGUGGGAACUUCAUCCGCGUGGUGCAGCCCUACAACAGGACUCACCUGUUCAUGUGUGGCAGUGGAGCCUACAGCCCCGUCUGUGUUUACGUCAACAGAGGCCGGCGACCAGAGGAGCAAGUCUUCCACAUCGACUCCAAGACCGAAUCUGGCAAGGGACGCUGCUCCUUCAAUCCCCAAGUAAAUACUGUGUCCGUCAUGCUCAAUCAGGAGCUGUUUUCGGGCAUGUACAUAGACUUCAUGGGGACAGAUGCUGCCAUCUUCAGGAGCCUGACCAAGAGAAAUGCGGUGCGGACUGACCAGCACAACUCCAAGUGGCUGAGCGAGCCAGUCUUCAUUGAUGCCCAUCUGAUUCCGGAUGGAACGGAUCCAAACGACGCCAAGCUGUAUUUCUUCUUUCGCGAGAGGCUGACAGACAACAGCGGAAACACUAAAGAUAUCCACACCAUGGUGGCCAGAGUGUGUCCGAAUGACAUCGGGGGCCAGCGGAGCCUGGUGAACAAGUGGACCACCUUCCUGAAGGCCAGGAUGGUGUGUUCGGUGCUGGAGGACGAUGGUACCGAGACUCAUUUCGACGAACUGGAGAGUGUGUUUUUGCUGGAAGCCGAUCAGCCCAAGGGCCUGUUGGUGUUUGGCGUCUUCACUUCCACAAGCUCCGUGUUUAAAGGCUCAGCGGUGUGUGUGUAUAACAUGGCUGACAUCCUCACCGUCUUCAAUGGGCCGUUCACUCACCGAGAGGGACCCAACUUUCAGUGGGUGGCCUACCAGGGUCGGAUCCCAUACCCAAGGCCAGGAACCUGCCCUGGCGGGGCCUUCACCCCGGACAUCCACACGACCAAGGAGUUCCCAGACGACGUGGUGACGUUUGUGAGGAACCAUCCAGUGAUGUUCAACCCCAUCUACCCAGUGGGCAGGAGACCCCUUGUGGUCCGUACCAACGCUGACUACAAAUACACCACCGUGGCUGUGGACCAGGUCAUGGCCGCGGAUGGCAACUACCAAGUCCUCUUCCUUGGCACAGACAAAGGUACAGUGCAGAAGGUGAUCGUCCUGCCAACUAAUCGUUCCCUGGACGAAGAUUUGAUCCUGGAGGAGCUGGAAGUGUUUAAGAAUCGAGCUUCGGUGACAAACCUGAGAAUAUCCUCGAAAAAACAACAGCUGUACGUCAGCUCGGAGCACGGGAUCUCCCAGGUCUCCUUGCACCGCUGCCAUGCUUACGGCUCGGCUUGCGCUGACUGCUGUCUGGCCAGAGAUCCCUACUGCGCCUGGGACGGACUCAGCUGUUCCCGCUUCUACCCCACCGGCAAAAGGAGGAGCCGGAGGCAGGACGUUAUGCACGGCAACCCUCUCACACAGUGCAGAGGAUUCAAUCUGAAAGCUUACAGGAAUGCAGUGGAGAUGACGCAGUAUGGUGUGAAAAACAAUACCACCUUUCUGGAGUGUCUCCCCAAGUCUCCCCAGGCCUCCAUCCGCUGGCUCAUUCAGAGAGACAACGACAGGAGGAAAGAGGUAAAGCUAAGCGACCGGAUCCUCUCCACCGAGUACGGCCUUCUCAUCCGCUCCGCCCAGCUGUCCGACCAGGGCCUGUACUACUGCCUGACCACCGAGAACGGCUUCAAGCGCACAGUGGCCAAGAUCCGCCUGCGGGUGCUGAGUGAGGCCAUGGUGAGCAUGCUGACAGACAAGCAGCAGUCGCCCUGGGCGUGGGCCAGCGCCCUGCACCCCAAGGCCCUGCUGGCGGCCUUCAGCCCUGCAGAGAAUCUGGCCGUGCAGCAGUACUGCAAAGAGAGGAGGCACCUCCAGAGCCUGCGGCCUCAGCUGCAGCCGCCGGGGCCACUUAGAGGAGACCUGGCCAAGCUCAAGCCCCUGCUGGACCGCAGGAAGAGCCGCAACCGCCGUAACCACCUCCCAGACGUCUGACAGAGAAGAGGGCAUCAGAGCUAGCCAAGAAACUAAUUCGCCCCACAUCCCCAGCACCAUCAUCCCAUCCCACCCCACCCCACCCGCCCCUCUGACUCUUUAC